AUGCAGUGUUCUCAUCUGAAAAACAUUCUUGUCCUGUCAUUUGGAAUUUUACUUUUGUACACUGCUUAUAUGGGUCUUCAGACUCUGCAAAGCAGUCUAAAUAAGAUUGAAGGACUUGGAGUUGCAUCUUUGAGCGUGAUGUAUGUUUCCCUGAGUAUAUCAUCCUUGCUACUUCCACCACUUCUGAUAAAGAAACUCGGCUGCAAAUGGACUAUUGUGGCUUCAAUGUUCUGUUUCAUUUCCUACAGCCUGUGCAACUUCUACCCAAGCUGGCCUACGCUGAUCAUUUCAUCCAUUCUAGUGGGUAUAGGAGGAGGACCACUUUGGGCUAGCAAAAGCACAUACAUCACAAUAAUUGGAAACAAAUAUUCAGAAAUGUGUGGAAAAGUGGCAAAAGAUGUAGUAAACCAAUACUUUGGAAUGUUUUUCCUUAUUGUUCAAACUUGUCGUGUUUGGGGAAAUUUAAUUUCUUCACUGAUAUUUCAUCUUACACGAAAUGAAGGGGGUCUUGAUGCUAUGAAUCAAACCAUUUGUGGAGCUGGUGACUGUCCAGCUGAAUUGUCUAACUCUUUAAAUGGCACAACGAAAGGCCCAUCAAAGACUGUAAUUUACAUUCUGCUUGGAUCAUAUACUGGUUGUGGUGUAUUAGCUGUGUUGUUAAUCAUUCUAUUUUUGGAUCAAACCCAAGAAGACAAAGUGAAAAGAGAUUCUGAAAACGUGUGUUCUUCACUGCUAGCAGCCUGCAAACAACUGCGUGAUAAACGUCAAUGUCUCUUAAUCCCACUCACAAUGUUUAGUGGUUUUGAGCAAGGAUUUAUUGCAAGUGAUUUUACAAAGUCAUAUGUGACCUGCAUUUUGGGACUAAAAUACGUAGGAUUUGUAAUUAUAUGCUUUGGAGUAACCAACGCCAUUUGUGCAGCACUGUUUGGAAAGCUUGUCCAAUAUACUGGCAGAAUUCCAUUGUUUCUUCUCGGUGCGGCUAUAAAUGUGGGUUGCAUUAUUGGAUUCUUGGUAUGGAAACCAAGUACUGGUAAUUUUGCCAUAUUUUUCAUCAUGUCUGCUCUUUGGGGAAUCGCCGAUGCUGUUUGGCAAACACUACUGAGCUCCUUGUAUGGAGUUCUGUUUGAGAAGAACAAAGAAGCUGCCUUUGCCAAUUUUUCUCUUUGGGAAUCUAUUGGAUUUGCCAUUGCCUUUGGAUAUAGCUCCUUCCUCUGUGUCUACGUAAAGCUGUACAUAUUGAUGUGUGUUGUAGUGUUGGGAAUUUUACUUUAUGGAGCAGUGGAAUACAUUGAGUAUACAAAUUCACCCACACUUAAUGAAGAGGGUCCAAAGGAGCAACAGCCAGUGCCACCCGCCACAGCCUAA
Messenger RNA from Bombina bombina (fire-bellied toad), 1365 nucleotides. RefSeq names its product protein unc-93 homolog A-like. The record is from RefSeq and is a predicted model, not a curated record. The transcript is spliced from 8 exons. Lineage: Eukaryota; Metazoa; Chordata; Amphibia; Anura; Bombinatoridae. Bases 1 to 1365 code for a protein of 454 amino acids.